Molecule: messenger RNA, 735 nt
Organism: Trichoderma atroviride IMI 206040
Lineage: Eukaryota; Fungi; Ascomycota; Sordariomycetes; Hypocreales; Hypocreaceae
Source: RefSeq, a predicted model, not a curated record
AUGGCCGCCAACCCGAGAGAGCCAAGAGACUUUAUAAGCGAUCUCGAGGACCUGGAAGACCUCCUCUGCCACCACAUCACCAACUCCAAACAAUCUCCAGAACUAUUCACAGAACAAGUGAUGGAUAUCCUCAAGAAUGUUCUUAGCAUCGAUCGAACAACCCACUGGAGCAUAAAGUCGUUCAUGCGCGCUCUUCGAGAAGAAUACGCUCUUCAAAAACUCACGGAUAAGGAACCAACCUUUGACCACGCCAGCCACGAAAGCUGGCCUCGCAUCAACCGCACCGCCAUCGAGCCCCUCAACAACAUGCCCAUGACCCACGAUCGAGGUACCGACCCCUGGUCCUUUGCCAUCCGUCUCGCCGACCAGCUUUACAACGUCAUUCGCCUCCAAGCCAAGAUGCCGUAUAAGCCCUUCAUCGAAGUCCUCGCUGAAAACGGCUUCGACCCCCCGGAGCAUGAUGAUUCGGCCAUGUAUGGCAACGAAGCUGACAGCAACGACGACGGCGACCAGAUCCAGGAUCGCCAGGGAUACGAGGUCAGUCUCCACGCGAGACUCUCGUUUCUAGACGAUCGUGUUAAAAUCCUGGAAAAGAGAGAGGAACUCUUAGAAGGCCAACUUGGUCGUGCUACUCAGGCCGUGGCAGCUCUGCGAUCCACAAACUUGGAACUCGCCAAGAAGGUCUCUGAAGUUCAGCAACGAAACCAUGAAUUAACUAGAUCAUAUGUCCUGUAA